Messenger RNA from Striga asiatica, 1527 nucleotides. The record is from the annotation of a GenBank genome assembly. NCBI's taxonomy places the organism in Eukaryota, Viridiplantae, Streptophyta, Magnoliopsida, Lamiales, Orobanchaceae.
CCACCAUCGAGUCCGCAAAACCAUAAAUAAGCCCCAAAUUCCAAACCCUAGUUUCUCUAUCCUCACUCGCCGGAAGAAGAUGUCGCACUUCGGUAGAUCUGGGCCGCCGGACAUCAGAGACACCUACUCUCUCCUCGUCCUCAACAUUACUUUUCGUACGAGUGCCGACGACUUGUUCCCACUUUUUGAUAAGUACGGAAAAGUGGUGGAUGUGUUCAUCCCAAGAGACCGGAGGGUUGUACUUUUCUUGGAAACUUACACUUAUCUCCUACAUGUUCUGACUGGAGAUUCAAGGGGAUUUGCAUUUGUGCGAUAUAAGUAUCAAGAUGAGGCUCAGAAAGCUGUUGAGAAGCUAGAUGGAAGAGUGGUUGAUGGUAGAGAAAUAAUGGUUCAGUUUGCUAAAUAUGGUCCCAAUGCAGAGCGAAUUACCAAAGGGAGAAUUGAGGAGCCUGUUUACAAGUCAAGAGGAAGGUCACGGAGCCGCAGUCCUAGGCCAAGGAGUGAUUACAGAGACAGAGACAGAGAUUACCAUAGGAGAAGCCGAAGCAGAAGUAGGGGCAGAUACGAACGAGAUCAUCAUCGUGGCAGGGACAAGGAUAGUCGCUAUCGAAGCCUAAGCCGUAGUAGUGUAAGCCCUGAUUAUCGCCGAGAACGUGGAAGAGACAAAUAUGAUGGUGACAGGCGAAGACGAAGUCGGUCUUACGAGAGUGGCUCUCCUCCUCCAAGGCGAAGUCCUAGCCCACAGAGGAGCCCCUCUCCUGUAAGAUCAUCAUCACCUCUGUCUGGAGGUGGAAGACCGGGUGCCCGUAAUUUGAAAGAACGAUCUAUCACUCCUAAGAGUGUCUCUCCUCGUGCUCGUUAUAAUUCUCGAAGCCGAUCUCCACGUUCUGAGGCUGAUAUGAUGCAGCUGAUAUUUGAUGCUGUUUUAGAUGAUGAGGUGGCACCUGCUGCUCUAGCGUGGCUUAUUUUGCUGUUGUUCGAAUUUCUUGAUUAUGUUACGAACUCUCUGAGUGAACGGCCACAUGAGAUCGUUGCUGUUGCAGUGAGUUGAUAGCCAAUAUCUUGUAUUGCUGUUUGCGGCACCUGCUUGCUGGCAGCUGUAGAAACUGAUGCUGCUAUUUUUAUGAUGCGUUGUUUGGUAGCUGUGUUUGCAGUUGGCUUUAAGGGCUCAGAUAUUGGGUUCUAAGGUGUGAUGUAUUCAUGUGCAAUUUUAUUUUUCUUCAAGUAUGAUGGUGGUCAUCCUUGGCAUGAGUGUUCAUCCUGUGCAUCUUCAUAUUUUUCUUAGCUGUAUUUACGAUUUAAAACUUGAGAAUUUUGUCUAAUUAUAUAAAAAAAAAAAACUUUUAAUUGUUUCAAUCAUGUGAAUUUUGCUCUGAAAAACGGGAUAUUUGUUGAGACUAUGCAACCCAUUGCAAAUAAUUGAGGUUAAUUUGGGUUUUAGCUUUAAGGAAAAUCCUCAAGGAACUUUUUAGCUAUGGGUAUUUGAAUAUUUUGAAUGCUAAUUGAUUAGCGGGUGAUUAUUUUAAA